Messenger RNA from Culex quinquefasciatus (southern house mosquito), 1784 nucleotides. Its product is annotated as transmembrane protein 26. The record is from RefSeq and is a predicted model, not a curated record. The transcript has 7 exons. Lineage: Eukaryota; Metazoa; Arthropoda; Insecta; Diptera; Culicidae. The coding region runs from base 1 to 1698 and encodes 565 amino acids.
AUGACCAAACUGUUGGCCACCAUAAAAGCUAUCAUUACUAGGAUACUAUUCAGUGCCCAUGGCUUCAUAGCGAUCUGGCAGGUCACCCAGAACACCCGUGAUCCGUUGUACUGGUGUCUUUGCGUGCCGAUUGGGGUCUUGUUCUUCGAGGCAAUCUUCACGUUGGCCAUCAAAAAGAACCAGGAAUGGCGCUGGUUUUGUCCCUCGGUGUUCAUCUACCUGUCCACGAUAGUUCCGGCGAUCUGGCUGCUGGAGUUGGACAAGCUGGAGAAGCGGUCCCUCUUCCAGGACCAGAUGCUAAACGAAACGAUAAACUUCGCGGCCACGGUUGGCAAGGACUUGAAAGACUUGAACAAGAUGCUCGGAGUGAAGAUUCAACUGCCGGAGAUUCAGCUGAACGCGGACACGUGGGUAACGCUGAUUGAGCAGUUCCUUAUGCUGGUGCUCAUAAUAGGUCGCUGGAUGCUACCCAAGGGUGACCUCACCCGAGACCAGCUAAGUCAACUCUUGUUGGUUUACAUCGGAACUGCGGCGGACAUUAUCGAAUUCUUUGACUCCUUUAAAGAUAGCAAAAUCGCCAACGAACCCGUGCUGGUCCUGCUAACACUCAGUAUUUGGUCCUGGAGUUUGCUCCAGUUUACCAUUGUCCUGUCGGCGACACGUGCCCGGAAGCCACGUGGUGGAGGUGUGGGUGGUGGCGAUGACGUUACGACGCACUGCUGCAACAUUAGCUGCUGUAACAUCGACGUGUGGGGCAUUGCGUUGAACAUUUUACUCCAGGAUGCGCCGUUUUUGGCGUUCCGGCUGCUGAUCAUCGUGCACUAUAAGAUUAUCACCUACAUGAACAUCUUUUUUACGUGCAAAAACACGCUGGUGAUUCUGCUUCAGCUGUACCGGCUGUACGUGGUCCAUUCGGAAAACCGGAAGACGGCCGCCAGCAAGCGUGGGGCGGCCCGAAAGGAAGCCCCACCGUCGUCGGGUGGCCGUUCCGGGAAAGCUCGCCCACGGAAAGCCACCGCCGGACGCAGGAAAGUGGCGGAUGUGACCGUUGACGAGAUUCACGAGAUGCGGAAGCCGAGACAUCGUAAAACUACCAGUACCACCUCCUCGAAGGCCCGCAAAGACACCGGAUAUUCGACGGCCAGCAGCCAAACGACGGUCGAGCAAAAGCGACGAACUCGGCGACGGGGAGGACAUUCCGAGGAGGAAGAAGUCCUGGCACCUGCCGAGAGAAGAGCUGCAGGGAAAAAGCCUACCAUCGCAAGGGAUACGGAAGUCGAGGUGGACGUGGACAGCCAUCGAAGGCACAAGCGGACCCGUAAUAAGGAGGCUGCCGGGAGAUCCGGCGAAAGGAAGCAGUCUCGACACGCCGACACUCACCAGCGAGCCAGCAACCGGAAACGGAAGAACGACGACCACUGCGAGGAGGAAGACGAAGACAUCAACCUCAAGGAUGAAGAAGACGUCGGCCGUGGAAAGGGCAACUUGGGUGACGAAGACGAUGAAAACGAUACCAGCGAGUUUGAAAUCAUCCACGAGAAGCGAAAGACCACCGGCAGUGGCAGCAACAAGACGACAAGUGCUUCCCGGACAAAACGAGCACAUCCGCUUCCACCGCCACCACCCCCGCUACCGGACGGGGAGGAUGAUGAUGAUGAUGCGUCGAGUACGGCGUCGACUUCCGGUUCUUACGAGUGAAGGCAAAUGGACUUUUUUUAUGCUAACCCCUACAACUUGGAGCACCGUUUCACCGAAAGCGGGUGCAAUUUUUAAGGCCACGAAGG